UUCGCUCGAAUGAAGUGGUUUUUUUAAACUUUUUUACACUUCGCUACGUGUCCCCGGGACAUGCGGCAGGUGAACUCGAAAUUCUUUGAAUGUAAAAACAGAGGAAAAUGGAUUUCCGAUGAGAGACGAGUGCCAGUGGUUAUAUAAUUCAUCAGUGGGAGAUGGUUUUUUAAUUGUUCCACUCAUUGAUCUAUUGAUGACCCCGGAAUGAGCGAGACUGAGGCAGACGGUGAGGGAAAAUUGGCCCUGGGCAUCGACCUGGGGACGACGUCGGUCAAGGUGGUUGUGUACGCCAGGAACAGGGGGGAGAUUAUUGCGAAACAGUCGAAGGAUACGCAGGCCAAUGUGCCCAGUGACUUGGGGAUUGAUGGGAACAAGCAGGAUGUACCGAAAAUUUUGUCUGCUGUGCACAGCUGCGUCUCCAGGCUGCCUAAGGAUUUAUUACGACAGGUGACGACAAUUGGUGUCUGUGGCCAGAUGCACGGAGUCACCCUCUGGAAAUGCCAACCCCCACCCCACGAUAACGAAAAAACUUUCAAACUCGAGAUAGACAAGACCCAGGUAUCGCACCUCUACACCUGGCAGGACAGCCGUUGUGACAGUAAUUUUCUGAAGAGCCUUCCCCCCUCCUCCAGCCAUCUGCCGAUUCACCCGGGCUACGGGUGUGCCACCCUCUUCUGGUUCGCCCGGAAUAAACCUGAAAAACUGGCUAAAUACAACAGAUGCGGUACGGUUCAAGAUCUGAUGGUGAAUUUACUCUGUGGGACUGAGGAUGUGGCCAUGAGCUAUCAGAAUGCAGCGAGUUUUGGGUAUUUUCUGACGGAGGAGGGGAGGUUCGAGGUGGAGGCCAUGGAGAAGGCGAAUUUCCCAGUGGAACUGCUGCCCAAGAGGAUCCUCAGAGCUGGGGAAACCGCUGGGCACCUGGGGCACACGUGGUUCGGCGUCCCUGCGGGGGUGCCCAUUGGCGUCGCCCUCGGGGACCUCCAGUGCUCGGUCUUCGCACUUCUCAAGGGCCAGGACGAGGCUGUCAUGAACAUCUCCACCUCGGCACAACUGACUUAUGUGCAUCCGGACUUCAGGGGGGAGGCUGGGGACUCUGGCAGCAUCGAGUACUUUCCGUACUUUGGUGGGGAGUACUUGGCUGUUGCUGCUUCCCUCAAUGGGGGAAACACUCUGGCUAGCUUCGUGAAAAUGCUGCAGCAGUGGACCAUGGACCUGGGGUUCUCGGUUCCUCAAUCGAGAGUUUGGGAGAAGUUGAUUUCCCUCGGUCAGGAGGACUCGGCAGUCAGUUCUAUGAGGAUUGAGCCUCUUCUCCUGGGUGAACGUCAUGAUCCUCACAAGACAGCUAGUGUCACAGGAAUCAGUCUUGAUACACUCCACCUGGGGACCGUCUUCAGGUCCCUGUGCUCUGGAGUCAUUCAAAAUCUCCAUAGCAUGAUGUCUCAAGAGAUCCUCAAGAAAAAGGGAAUAAAGAAGAUUGUGGGGAAUGGCUCGGGCCUAGUGCGCAAUCCAGUCCUUCAGAAAGAGGUUCAGCACUGGUACAAGCUUCCCCUUGAGCUUGGACAUUCUGGAGAUGCCGCACUGGGCGCAGCUAUCGCCGGAGUUGCCUCUGAAUAAUCUCAACAAUUUAAACCUCAUCCCCUCAAAUGACCAAUUUAUGAUGAUAAACCUUUCCAUUUACCUAGUACAAUAAUUAUUGUUAAUUAAUCGAGGAAUAUGAGAACCAAUAAAUUAUUAUAUUGCA
Messenger RNA from Diachasma alloeum, 1744 nucleotides. Its product is annotated as sedoheptulokinase. Gene Ontology annotation, molecular function: sedoheptulokinase activity. The transcript is spliced from 6 exons. Gene Ontology annotation, cellular component: cytosol. Gene Ontology annotation, biological process: carbohydrate metabolic process. The record is from RefSeq and is a predicted model, not a curated record. NCBI's taxonomy places the organism in Eukaryota, Metazoa, Arthropoda, Insecta, Hymenoptera, Braconidae. Bases 208 to 1617 code for a protein of 469 amino acids.